GGGUAUUCGAAGUUAGUGAAAAAUAGUUCAACAUUGGAGAGAAUUCACCAAAAUUAAUAAAACCAUCCGGAAGAACUUGUUUUUUUAGACACAUCUAAGGGCUUAAUUAUACGAUUACACGGAAGAGCUCUGUAUCUACAUUUACCUCACAAACUGAGAAUACCGCUUUGCAUCUAGCCACAAUGGAUAGCAAACCGACAGUAAUCGCCCUCUUGUUAUCCAUGAAAUGCAAGCUAUUGUACAACAAGCAUGGAAUGAGCGCAGUGGACUACGCCAUCCACUACAAGUACCCGGACGCAGCGUUGGCUAUGGUAACGCACGAAGACAGAUCUGUAGAGGUCCUUGCACUCAAAUCCGACAAACAUCCGUGCGUCACUUUGGCUCUGAUUGCCGCAAUGCCUCGCGUUUUUGAAGCUGUUCAAGAUAAGUGCAUCACUAAGGCAAACUGCAAAAAGGAUUCGAAGUCGUUUUACAUUAAGUACAGCUUCACCUGCUUGGAGUGUCCCGAAUUCUACGCAAACAUGGACGGGAAGACCGGAGAAGCUUUGAGCAUUUCAAAACCAAUUCCACUACCGGCCUUGAAUGCAAUGGUGAGCCAUGGAAGAGUCGAACUCCUAGCGCACCCGCUCAGUCAGAAGUAUCUGCAGAUGAAAUGGAAUUCCUACGGGAAAUACUUUCACAUCGCAAAUCUCCUGUUCUACUCCAUAUUCCUGAGCUUCGUCACUUGCUUCACAUCACAACUGAUGGCUCACGAGCACCCACCUGUCGAUUUCUACCGCCAGUUUUACAUGCCUGGAGCACACCACUUCCCACAGUCGGCGAUGUGGAAGGAAAAAAUGAAUAAAACCUACGACGAGUACUUGGCCAGUACCAAGACCGACAUACUGAAGGUGAAGGUCACUCCAAUGAUGUACAUUAGCGCCAUGGGUAUCGUGGUGUACAUCGGCCUAAGCUCGGUGCGCGAGCUUAUACAGUUAUACCAGCAGAAAUUUCUGUACUUCAUGGACCCGACGAACUUAGUCUCUUGGCUGCUGUACAUUUCGGCGUCGAUAAUGGUGUUUCCGUUAUUCGGCGGCACCAUUACAGAACUACAGUUCUCAUUCGGAUCAGUAUCGAUAUUUUUGAGUUGGCUAAACCUGCUGCUUCUACUGCAGCGGUUCGAUCAGGUCGGCAUCUACGUCGUCAUGUUUUUGGAAAUUCUGCAAACGCUGAUAAAGGUGUUGAUGGUGUUUUCAAUUCUAAUUAUAGCCUUCGGACUUGCGUUUUACAUACUGUUGUCAAGAGGAGAGCACCUUUCAUUUCGCACAAUCCCGAUGUCGUUGAUGCGCGCCUUCUCCAUGAUGCUCGGCGAGAUCGACUUUCUCGGCACGUUCGUCGAACCCUACUAUCUCAGAAAAGAGGAUGGCAGAACCUUACCGUUUCCGAUUCCGGCGUUUCUAAUCCUCGGCGUGUUCAUGGUACUAAUGCCGAUCCUCCUCAUGAAUUUGCUUAUCGGUCUCGCGGUUGGCGAUAUCGAAUCUGUUCGGCGAAACGCUCAACUGAAGCGUUUGGCAAUGCAGGUGAUAUUGCACACCGAAUUGGAGACCAAACUUCCCAAGAUGCUAUUAGAGAAGAUCGACAAGAGCGAACUAAUCGAGUUUCCCAACAAUACAAAGUGCAAGUUGGGUUUCUUCGAUUCGAUAAUUCGCAGAUUUGGUAAUCCGUUUUCCGACGAUGGCAACAAAGAGUUGUAUUUACCCAAUCAAAAGAAAAAGCCAGGUGGUACUGGACUGGAUCUGAUGAUCGAAAGCAACGAAGACUUUAUCGCGAAUGAAAUAGAAAAGACAAAAAGAAAGCUAAGAGACAUAUCCUCAGCGUUAGAAACUCAGCAACAACUGUUGCGCCUAAUUGUGCAAAAGAUGGAGAUAAAAACUGAAGCGGACGAUGUCGACGAGGGCGUCUCGCCGAAUGAAAUUACUCAAUCGGCAGGGUCGGGCAAAUGGACAUCUCCAAAUAUACGUAAAAAGCUACGGACGGCGUUGAGUUUUAAUAAACCGUCGCCCUAGGAUCUUUAUAUGUUUGUAACUCACUAGGUAUAUUAGAAAUGGAUCUCUAUAUUUUUGGGCAGAAAUUAUAUUUUGUAAGAAAUUGGAAAGCGACUUAGCGUCGUAACAUGUUUGUAUGUUCCCUUCGAAACUGUCUGUGGUACCUAAAUGUUUAAAUUUUUUAAAUGUAAUAAAAAAAUGUGAAGAAU
Messenger RNA from Photinus pyralis (common eastern firefly), 2233 nucleotides. RefSeq names its product transient receptor potential cation channel subfamily A member 1-like. Gene Ontology annotation, biological process: transmembrane transport; monoatomic ion transport. Gene Ontology annotation, molecular function: monoatomic ion channel activity. The coding region runs from base 183 to 2045 and encodes 620 amino acids. The record is from RefSeq and is a predicted model, not a curated record. Gene Ontology annotation, cellular component: membrane. The transcript has 11 exons. Lineage: Eukaryota; Metazoa; Arthropoda; Insecta; Coleoptera; Lampyridae.